Molecule: messenger RNA, 1881 nt
Organism: Trifolium pratense (red clover)
Lineage: Eukaryota; Viridiplantae; Streptophyta; Magnoliopsida; Fabales; Fabaceae
Product: ribonuclease 3-like protein 2
Exons: 4
Coding region: 138-1244 (368 amino acids)
Biological process (GO): siRNA processing
Cellular component (GO): nucleus; cytoplasm
Molecular function (GO): RNA binding; ribonuclease III activity
Source: RefSeq, a predicted model, not a curated record
UAGGAACAUCCCAGAAAUUGUGUCAAGAAAUAUGUAUUCCCGGUCGUAUCGCUCUGUUUCCAAUAAAAACAAAACAAAACUGUAUAGAAUUUGGCGUUUUCAUUGAAAUUCCUUACUCCGAACCAAAGCUCACUCAGAUGAAAAUGGAAGCUUCAAUUACCGCAGUGGAACAAACAAUCGGUUACACUUUCAGAAACAAGAAGCUUCUAGAAGAAGCUCUAACCCACGCUUCAUUUCCAGAAGCCAUUUCAUACGAUCGUCUCGAGUUCGUCGGCGACGCUGUUUUAGGUCUCGCUAUAAGCAACCAUCUCUUUCUCACUUACACAUCCGUUGACCAAGGUCAACUCUCUCUUCUUCGUGCUGCUAAUGUCAGUACCGAGAAACUCGCUCGUGCUGCUGUUCGUUAUGGUCUCCAUCGGUUUGUUCGUCACAAUACGGUUUCGAUUGUUGAUAUGAUUAGAGAAUUUGCUGAUGCGGUUCAGCGUGAGGAUGAUUGUUCUGAUGUGUUGUAUGGUGGAUCGGUUAAAGCUCCUAAGAUUCUUGCUGAUAUUGUUGAAUCUAUUGCUGCUGCUGUUUAUGUUGAUGUUGAUUUUGAUCUAAAAAAAUUAUGGGUGAUAAUAAGAGGUCUUUUGGAGCCGAUAGUGACACUGGAUGAUCUGGAACAAAGACCGCAACCUGUGACAAUGCUUUUUGAGAUAUGCCAAAAGAAUGGGAAAAAGGUUGAUAUAAGACAAUGGAGGAAUGGUGCCAAAAGCACUGCCAAUGUCUAUGUUGAUGAAGAGUUGGUUGCAUCUGCUUCCUCUGAUCAAAAGGAUAUUGCAAGGCUUGAGGUUGCCAAGAUUGCUUUGCAUAAACUAGAACAAAUACUGCCUGCCACUAUGAUGUCUGACUCUUAUGACGGCCUUGAUUGUACCUUUGAGAUUGAAGCAGCCAAGCAAAAGUUAUAUGCAAUUUGUGGGAUGAAAAAGUGGCCUAAACCAGAAUACAGCAUUGAGAGAGACGAAGGUACUCCUCAGAACAAGAUAUUUGUCACCUCUGUUUUGAUAGCCACUCCAGUUGGUAGACUCAAAAUGUUAGGGGAUGAAAAGUCUCGGCUGAAGGAUGCACAGAACUCUGCAGCUUCCUUGAUGAUUCGGGCCUUACAACAAGGCAAAGCAACCUACAAAAUCAGGGACAAAUCUGAGGGUUUGCUCAUAGAAAUUGGCGAGAGAAUAACCAUACAUACCACCCAUAAUUUUUUUUAGGUCAAAAUCAACAUCAACAUAAACAGCAGCAGCAAUAGAUUCAACAAUAUCAGCAAGAAUCUUAGGAGCUUUAACCGAUCCACCAUACAACACAACAGAACAAUCAUCGUCUCGCUGAACCGCAUCAACAAACUCUCUAAUCUUAUCAACUAUCGAAAGCGUGUUGUGAUGGAGACCAUGACGAACAGCGGCACGACUGAGUUUCUCGGUGCUGACAUAGGCAGCACGAACGAGAGAGUUGAUCGGGGUCAACAAAGGUGUAAGCGAGGAAGAGGUCGUUGCUGAUAGCGAGACCUAAAACAGCGUCGCCGGCGAAUUCGAGACAUUCGUAGGAAACAGCUUUAGGGUCUGAAGUGUGGGUUAGGGCUUCUUCUAGAAGCUUCUUGUUUCUGAAGGUGUAACCGAUUAUUUGCUCCACUGCGGCAAGUGAAGCUUCCAUCUUCAUCUGGCUGAGGUUUUGUUCGGGUUCAUGAAUUUCAGUAAGCACAAAUAACAGCGAAAGCCAAAUUCAAUACUGUUUUGUUUUUGUUUAUUUUUGGGAGAUAUAAGUUUGAAAAAUUGAUUUUAAGUGAAUAGAUUUUGUAACAUUGAUUGUGAUUAAAAUUGAGUCGAAGAUAAAGUGAUUUAUAUUUGGAUA